Molecule: messenger RNA, 1761 nt
Organism: Exophiala spinifera
Lineage: Eukaryota; Fungi; Ascomycota; Eurotiomycetes; Chaetothyriales; Herpotrichiellaceae
Exons: 5
Coding region: 1-1761 (586 amino acids)
Biological process (GO): transmembrane transport
Molecular function (GO): transmembrane transporter activity
Source: RefSeq, a predicted model, not a curated record
AUGUCUACUCAGCUCAACAGAACUAGGACUGCCCCGGAUAAUCGGCCACAACCACGACCGCCCUCUCAAGGCAGAGAUCCUUUAAGACGAGCCAGGUCGACUCCAGAAAAUGACGCACAUCAACUAUACUCACCCCAAUUCAUGGAUGACCACGGUGCUCACCACUACCACCACGGCGUAAUCCGAGAUGAUCUGAGUGUUGCGUCAACCGCGCCAGACGAGGAUGAGGACGACACUACGAGUAGCGGUGAGUCGGUAGAGGAAGUACGAUUUGGUGUGAGAAACACGAGGGAUACUCAGGAUGUCGAAGCGAACCUGCCCGGAUUAAGCAAGGAAAAGUCUGCCAAAUCAAUCAAAGAUCCCAAUUUGGUUACUUGGGAGGGCGCCGAAGACCCAGAGAAUCCCAAGAACUGGAGUUACAAGAAGAAAUGGGCUGCGACUCUGAUCGUGUCGUCUUUCACCUUUAUAUCUCCAGUAUCGUCGUCGAUGGUCUCCCCAGCCCUGAACAAGAUCGGACAAGAUCUGGGUGUCCACUCCGAAAUUGAAAAGUCAUUGAUGCUGUCCAUCUUCGUCCUGGCCUACGCCAUCGGGCCACUGUUUCUGGGACCAUUGUCAGAAAUCUACGGCCGCGUGAUUGUAUUGCAGCUGUCCAACCUUUUCUUCCUCGCCUUCAACAUUGGUUGUGGAUUCGCCCAGACGAAAGGCCAACUUAUUGCGUUUCGAUUCAUGAGUGGUCUGGGAGGUUCUGCACCCUUGGCACUCGGUGGUGGAGUCUUGAGUGACUGCUGGCGAGCAGAGGAACGAGGAAAAUCCAUCAGCAUCUACUCUCUGGCUCCUCUGCUCGGGCCUGCAGUGGGGCCUGUGGCAGGAGGGUUCAUUGCAUUGAAGACAACAUGGCGAUGGUGCUUCUGGUCCACUUCAAUUGUCGACGCUGGCAUCCAGGGAUUGGGUCUUCUUUACCUUCGAGAAACAUACGCACCAAAAUUACUUGCGGACAAGGCCAGAAAACUCCGACAACAAACUGGGAAUCCAGACUUGCACACUGAAUGGGAGCACCCUGAUAGGACACUUGCCAAGGUUCUGAGGACGAGCCUGGUCCGUCCGUUUCGCCUUCUGGGGACCCAAGUGAUCAUUCAAGUCCUAGCGAUAUAUAUGGCUUACCUCUACGGCCUCAUGUACCUCGUCCUCGCAACCUUCCCCACCGUCUGGACCGAAGUGUACCACGAACAAACGGGCAUCGGCGGCCUGAACUACAUAUCGCUCGGGCUUGGUUUCUUCCUAGGCACACAGAUCUGCGCACCGAUCAACGACCGCAUUUACCGCAGACUGAAACUGCGCAACAACAACGUCGGCAAACCCGAGUUCCGCGUACCCCUCAUGCUACCCGGCGCCGUCCUCGUACCCAUCGGCCUGUUCCUCUACGGAUGGUCGAGCUACGAACGCACGCACUGGAUCGUGCCCAACGUCGGCGCCUGCAUCUUCGCUGCAGGCACGAUAAUGGGGUUUCAAUGUACCCAGACGUACAUAGUCGACGCGUAUUCGAGAUUCGCCGCUUCGGCUGUGGCCUCGGCCGUUGUAUUACGGAGUUUGGCUGGGUUUGGAUUCCCACUCUUUGCACCGUACAUGUAUUCGGCUCUCGGCUUGAAUUGGGGAAAUUCAAUGCUUGGCUUCAUCGCGAUCGUCCUGGGCAUACCCGCGCCAAUCCUCCUGUGGAAAUUCGGACAAACGUUACGUGAGAAGAGUACUUACGCCGCAGGCUGA